Molecule: messenger RNA, 2036 nt
Organism: Microplitis demolitor
Lineage: Eukaryota; Metazoa; Arthropoda; Insecta; Hymenoptera; Braconidae
Gene: CCT5
Product: T-complex protein 1 subunit epsilon
Exons: 7
Coding region: 182-1807 (541 amino acids)
Biological process (GO): protein folding
Cellular component (GO): chaperonin-containing T-complex
Molecular function (GO): ATP binding; ATP hydrolysis activity; ATP-dependent protein folding chaperone
Source: RefSeq, a predicted model, not a curated record
AAACCAUACAGACAAAGUCAAAAUGGCGACACAUAACUGUGUCAUAAAUUAAUAAACUCGAGAAAUAAAAUAAAAAUAAUUGUUUUGCAAUCGAAUAAUAAUUUUAUAAAUUAUAAAUUUUUUGCUAUCAAGUACCCGACUAAAGUACCGUGUAAUUUGUUACGGUAUAAAUUCUUUAAUAAUGACGGCUUUUCCGGGUUCGAUAGCUUUCGAUGAGUACGGGCGGCCAUUCAUUAUUCUGAGAGAUCAGGAGAGCCAGAAACGACUCACCGGCAAUGACGCGAUCAAGUCCCAUAUCACGGCAGCGAGGAGUAUCGCGCAAAUCCUCAGCACAUCUCUGGGUCCAAAAGGCCUGGACAAGCUGAUGGUGAGCCCAGAUGGCGACGUGUUGGUCACCAAUGACGGCGCGACGAUCCUCAAGAACAUGGACGUGGACCACGAGAUCGCCAAGCUGAUGGUCCAGUUGUCCCAAUCCCAGGACGAUGAGAUCGGUGAUGGCACUACGGGAGUUGUCGUGCUCGCCGGCGCUCUUCUUGAGCAGGCCGAGGGUCUCCUGGACAAGGGUAUCCACCCAAUUCGUAUCGCUGACGGGUUCGAGAUCGCAGCUCAGUUCUCAACUCAGCAUCUCAGUAAUAUUUCCGAAGAGUUUCCAGUUAACCCUAAAGAUUUGGAGCCUCUUAUCAGAACUGCUAUGACUACUCUUGGUUCUAAAAUCAUCAACAAAUGUCACCGACAAAUGGCCCAGAUUGCUGUUGAUGCUGUCAUGGCUGUUGCUGAUCUAGAAAAACGUGAUGUUAAUUUUGAAUUGAUAAAACUUGAAGGAAAAGUUGGUGGUAGAUUAGAAGAUACCAUGUUAGUACGUGGUGUUGUCGUUGAUAAAGAUUUCAGUCAUCCGCAAAUGCCCAAGGUAUUGAAAGACGUGAAGCUCGCGGUCUUGACCUGCCCAUUCGAGCCACCGAAGCCAAAGACCAAACAUAAGUUGGACGUGACUUCAGUAGAAGAUUACAAGAAGCUCCGGGAGUACGAGCGUGAGAAGUUCACCAACAUGGUGGAUCAGGUGAAAGCAGCCGGAGCAACUUUGGCAAUUUGUCAGUGGGGUUUCGAUGACGAAGCCAACCAUCUUUUGCUACAAAAAAAUCUCCCAGCUGUACGAUGGGUCGGAGGUCCUGAAAUCGAGUUGAUUGCCAUAGCAACUGGCGGUAGAAUCGUACCGAGAUUCGAAGAAUUAACUCCAGAUAAACUUGGUUACGCUGGUGUUGUACGCGAACUAAAAUUCGGAACCACUAAAGAUCGUAUGCUUGUUAUUGAAGAAUGCAAAAAUUCACGUGCUGUCACUAUUUUUAUUCGUGGUGGCAAUAAAAUGAUUAUUGAAGAAGCCAAGAGAUCAUUGCACGACGCAAUGUGCGCAGUCCGUAAUUUAAUAACUGACGAGAGAGUCGUCUACGGAGGUGGUGCGUCAGAAAUAUCAUGUGCUCUUGCUUGUGCAGCCCAAGCAGACAGCAUCAGUACAUUGGAACAGUACGCGUUCCGUGCAUUCGCUGAUGCACUUGAAGCCAUUCCGAUGGCACUGGCUGACAACUCGGGUCUGGCUGCUGUUGAUGCUCUCGCCGAAGCCAAAGCUUCACAAUUGGCUCAAAGGAACCCAGCUCUUGGCAUUGAUUGCAUGAAUGUUGGAACUCUAGACAUGAAAUCACAAAAUGUUAUCGAAUCACUCAAAAGUAAAACUCAGCAAAUUUUAUUGGCAACACAACUCGUUAAAAUGAUAUUGAAAAUAGAUGACGUACGUUCACCAGCCGAUCGUCAUUAAUUAUUUAAGAAUAAAUGAAUGAAUUCAUUAAUAAAUGGUCAUUUAUUAUUUUUUACAUCAAUUAUUAACAUUCUAAUAAAUUUUAAUCAUUACUUAUUGAAAUUAUAAUAUGUAUUACAAUUUUAAAUUAAUUAUCACGCAUUUAAACCAUAAUUAUUUUCACGCCGCUACGCUUAACGUUUAUAUUACCAGUAAUUAACAAAAUAAAAUGAUUGUAAUAAAAAAAUUA